Messenger RNA from Verticillium dahliae VdLs.17, 726 nucleotides. RefSeq lists its product as uncharacterized. The transcript has a single exon. The coding region runs from base 1 to 726 and encodes 241 amino acids. The record is from RefSeq and is a predicted model, not a curated record. Lineage: Eukaryota; Fungi; Ascomycota; Sordariomycetes; Glomerellales; Plectosphaerellaceae.
AUGUCACCUGCGAUAUACUCACGACAGCAAGAUGACCGCAGGUCAACCGACAACAAUUCCCACACCACAGCUAUCCUUAUCGCAAGCAUUGUCAUUGCCGUUGUGGUAAUCCUUGGGGUCAUUGCUUUCCUCUGUUACAACCGCCGCGGCGGCGAGCGCCAGUAUCGCGAAGCAUGCCAAAAGGACCCCUACCUCACACGCAAAGAGUUCGCCCGUCGGAAAAGGCUCAGCGCCCUGGAACGCAUCGAGGAAGAUGAGAUGCAGCGCAGCGUCAUGAUUCGGAAGUCCUUGACGAGCCGUUCGUCCAAUUAUCCUGUUGACAAUUCGGACAACGACUCGGCUCUCAACCAAGCGAUGGCGCAAGUUCCGCACUCCAACCUCUGCGGCAACAGCGAUUGGGCGCCGAGCUCCCAUCGCGGCCGGGCCGUGUCACACCAAGAGCCGCAUCGAGGGGAUGAGGUCAAUGUCAGGCUGACGCCGGACUCGAGGUCGCCGUCGCCGUCGCCGUCGACGAAUAUCCUUUUGCGCAGCGUCGAAAGAUCCAAUAGCCAGCCACCGCACCCUGAUGAGUUUGGUCGACCAUACCAUGGGCUGCCGUCAAUGCUGCAUCGGCCACCAAGCUUUGAGGUUGCGACCCGUGAGGGUGCUCCGAUGCCGAUCAGUGGGAGGGCUCAGAACAAUACGCGUCGCAACAGCCCUGAGAAAGUUUGGUUUACCAGAGGCUGA